AUGCGAUGUGUUCAAAGGGAAAUGGGUCAAAGACGGGUCAACGCGGCCGUUUUACGGUUUGAUGCGAAGAUGAUGCUUGAGAGCUUAAGAGGGAAGAAAAUGAUGUUUGUCGGAGAUUCGUUGAACAGAGGAAUGUAUGUUUCUCUCAUCUGUCUUCUUCAUUCACAAAUCCCACAAAAUUCCAAAUCUAUGGAUACAAUUGGAUCCCUCACCGUCUUCUCUCUCAAGGAUUAUAAUGCAACGAUCGAGUUCUAUUGGGCGCCGUUUCUUUUAGAAUCGAAUUCGGAUAACGCUACUGUCCAUAGAGUAUCAGAUCGGAUUGUGAGGAAAGACUCGAUCAACAAACACGGUAGGCAUUGGCGGGGCGCUGAUAUAGUCGUUUUCAACACUUACUUGUGGUGGAGGACUGGCUUCAAGAUGAAGAUCUUGGAAGGUUCGUUCAAGGAUGAGAAUAAGAGAAUCGUUGAGAUGGAGAGCGAAGAUGCUUAUCGGAUGGCGCUGAAGACUAUGAAAAAAUGGGUCAAGAAGAACAUGGAUCCAUUGAAGACAAGGGUUUUCUUUGCUACUAUGUCCCCUACUCAUUACAAGAGCGAGGAUUGGGGAGGCGAGAAAGGUAAGAAUUGUUACAAUCAAACGACACCGAUACAAGACACGGACCAUUGGCCUUCGGACUGCAGCAAAACGUUAAUGAAAGUGAUUGGGGAAGAGCUAGACGGGAGAGGGGAAUUUCCGGUAACGGUACUGAAUAUCACACAACUCUCGGGUUACCGGAAAGAUGCCCACACAUCGAUAUACAAGAAGCAAUGGAGCCCAUUGACGAAAGAGCAGCUAGCAAAUCCAGCCAGUUACUCAGACUGUAUACAUUGGUGCUUGCCUGGUCUUCAAGAUACUUGGAACGAGCUUUUCUUUGCUAAAUUAUUCUAUCCAUGA
Messenger RNA from Arabis nemorensis, 930 nucleotides. Lineage: Eukaryota; Viridiplantae; Streptophyta; Magnoliopsida; Brassicales; Brassicaceae. The record is from the annotation of a GenBank genome assembly.